CCAGAGAGCACCUUGCGGCCUUUGGAGCGCUAGGAACUACAUUACCCAGAAGACCGUGCGCUCAGUUGAGAAAGUGGCGGAUGAGGGCAAAAGCAUUUCCGCCAAUGGGGACGCGACUUCCGGCAUCGUCCUGCUCGGGGCCCCAUUCGCUGCUCAUCCGAGUCUUUGCCGCCUUGGAGCCGCCGUGUGUGGAUUUUCCAGCGGCGGGAGGCAGGAGGCGACACGGAGUCCCGGUCCCCGCCGCUGCCACACGCGAGGGCGAGGCUCGGCGACCCCGCGAGGGUCCCGCGUCUCUCCUCGCCCGCCGCCCCGCCCGCAGGUCCGAUGGCGGCGGCCGCGCCGAGGCGCCCGGCUGAGGCCGCGGUGACCUUGGAGGACGUGGCCGUGCGUUUCUCUCGGGAAGAAUGGAGGCUGGUGGACGAGGCCCAGAGACGCCUGUACCUGCGUGUGAUGCUGGAGAACUUUGCCCUCGUGUCCUCUCUGGGUUGCUGCUGUGGAGCGGACGACGCGGAAGCACACGGGGAACAGAGGGUUUCUGAGGGCGUGUCGCAGGGGAAGAGUCCCAAGGCAGCCUCGUCUUCCCAGGAGAGACACCCCUGUGGGCGCUGCGGGCCGGUCCUGAGGGACGUUUUCCGCCUGGUCGAGCAGCAGGGGACGCAGCACGGCCAGAAGCUGCUGCAGUGCGGGGCGUGCGCAAAGCGGUUUUAUUUCCGUGUAAACUGUCACCCCCCUGAGGAGCAGCCCAUGGAAGAGGAACCCUUUGGAAGUAGUGCCGAAAUGGCCAUAUUCACAAAAAGCUGCAGCAUCCACAUUUCCGGGAAGACCUUUACCUCUGAGCAGGGUGAGAGGGACUUCCUGCCCAGCUUGGGACAGCAGCAGCAGCAGCAGCAGCAGCAGCAGCUGACUCAGAAAUCCAAGGAGCCAAAGGAGGGCACCCAGUGGGAGGCACCUUCACAAAGCAGAGCAAGUCCUGACCCUCCAGGGAAAUGCAAAAAGGCCUUUAACCCCAAACGCCUGCUUGUUCCGUACCAGGAUGUCGAUCCUGCAGGACAGUGUUUUGUGUGCAGUGAGUGUGGAAAAAUAUUCAGGCACAGAUCCUCAUUAGUUAGGCACUGCAGAAUCUACACUGGAAAAAGUACUUAUGUGUGUGGCAAAGUUGGAAAAACCUUUAGUAGAAGCUCAGCCCUCAGUCAGCAUCGAAAAAUUUCUGCAUGUCCAAGGCAGUACAAGUGCAGCAAAUGUGGAAAAUCCUUAAGCCACAAAACUGUCCUCUUUAAUACCCAGGAACAACACAACGGGGAAGACAGUUAUGUGUGCAGCACGUGUACACAACUGUUCAGUCAUCGUUCAGUGUCCGUUGAAUACCCGAACGUUCAAAUGCGAGAGAAACCUUAUAAGUGUAAGGACUGUGCAAAAUCGUUUACCUCUGUCACUUCGCUUCGUUAUCAUCAGCGCUCUCACACAGGAGAAAGACCUUAUGGGUGCAGUGAUUGUGGGAAAUCUUACAUCUCUAGGACCGCCCUCCGUUACCAUCAGAAAAUUCACACUGGAGAAAAGCCACACGAGUGCAGUGAGUGUGGCAAGUCCUUUCCCCAGAGAAGCCACCUCCUUAGACACCUUGUAAGUCAUUCAGGGUACAAGCCUUAUAAGUGUGGCGAAUGUGGGCAGUCUUUUACUACCCGCUCCAGCCUCCGCUGUCAUCAUAGAAUUCACACUGGAGAAAGGCCUUAUAACUGCAGUGAGUGUGGGAACUCCUUUAAGGAUAGGUGGACACUUGUGAAACACCAAAGAAUCCACACAGGAGAAAGGCCUUAUGAGUGCAGUGAAUGUGGGAAUUCUUUUAUCUCUGUAUCUGCAUUCAAGAGUCAUCAGAAAACUCACUCAGGAGAAAGGCCUUGUAAGUGUAAUGAAUGUGGGAAAUCUUUUAUUAAAACAUAUCACCUCCUUUUACACCAGAGAGUACAUACAGGAGAAAAACCUUAUGUGUGCUCCGAAUGUGGAAAAUCCUUUACUUCUAGCUCCAGCUUCUCCUAUCAUCUGAGAACUCACGCGGGAAAAAGGCCUUAUGAAUGCAGCGAAUGUGGCAAAUCCUUUACAUCUAGUUCCUCCCUCAGUUACCAUCAGAGAGUUCACACAGGAGAAAGGCCUUAUAAAUGCAAUCAGUGUGGGAAAUCUUUUACUUUUAGCUCGAGCCUCCGGUAUCAUCACAGAGUACAUACCGGGGAAAGGCCGUAUGAGUGCAGUGAGUGUGGGAAAACUUUUAACGAUAAGUGGACACUCAUUAAACACCAGGGAAUUCACUCAGGAGAAAAACCUUACGUGUGCACUCAGUGUGGAAAACCUUUUGCAUAUAGCUCGAGCCUCCGUCAUCAUCACAGACUACACACGGGAGAAAGGCCGUAUGAGUGCAGUGAGUGUGGGAAAUCUUUUAACCAGAAGUCGGUCCUCAUUAGACACCAGAGAGUUCACACAGGAGAAAAACCUUACGUGUGCACUCAGUGUGGGAAAUCCUUUCCCUUUAGCUCCGGCCUCUUCUGUCAUGUAAGAACUCACCUGGGAGCAGGGCAUAAUGAAUAUGGGAAGUCCUUGGUGUCUAGUUCCGCCCUCAGUUACCACCGGCGAGUUCACACUGGUGCAAAGCUUUAUGAGUGUGGUGAGUGUGGGAAAUCCUUUACCCAAAAGUACCCUCUCCGUGUGCACCAGCGACUUCACGCUGGAGAAAAGCCCUAUGAGUGUGGGGAUUGUGGGAAAUCCUUUCCCUGUAAGUAUAGACUUCGUUUUCAUCAGAAAGUCCACACGAGAGAGAAGCCCGAGUGUGGCGAAUGUGGGAAAUCGUUUACCACUCUCUAUAGUCUGCACCGCCAUCAGAGAGGACACACUCACAAAGAGCCAUAUGAGUGCAGUGAGUGUGGGAAAUGCUUUCAGUAUCGUCGUAUGCUCCUUAAACACCGUCAGGUUCAUUCUGGAGAAAAGCCUUAUGAAUGCGGUGAGUGUGGGAGACCUUUUACCACCGCCUAUGGUCUUCGUUACCAUCAGAGACUACACACAGGAGAAGGGAUUUGCACCUGCAGCGAAUGUGGGAAGUCUUUUACCAGAACGUCCCACUUUCUCAGGCAUCAGAGAGUUCACACUGGGGAAAGGCCCUCUGAGUGCAGGGAGUGUGGGAAAUGUUUUACCAGAAAGGCUGGUCUUCGUCGUCAUCAGAAACUUCACACUGAGGAAAGGCCAUUAGCGCAAUGAUGGUGGGAAAAGUCUGACCUAUGGCUUUGGACUCCAUUGUCAUAAAAAAUUCACACUGGAGAAGGAGCUUGUGAGUGCACUGAUUGUGGGAAAUCUUCUAUGACGAUCACUCAUCUUCAUGUACAUCAGAGAACACACAGCAGAAAUGCUUUUUGAGUAAUAUGAAUGUGGUUCAUCUAUUAGCCAAAAUUCUAGCCUCUGGGCACGUGAGAUGUGUAGGAUGUGUUAACACUGAGCUUCUGUUGUCUGACUUUUAUCCCAUAAAUUCUGUCCUCAACAGUAAACAGCAGGGAGAGUCCUCCAUAAUUUUACUUCAGUGGGAAACGUACGACUUACGUUAUACUUUCUACCCUGCCCAGGGCUGAAUGCAGAUUUUUUUGUUGUGUUUUUAUUCUUUUUAAAAAAAAAAUUAAAUUAUUAUCUGUGUACAUAUCUUACCAUUGCCCCACCCCCUCUAUUUCUGGUUUUUAUUUUAGGACCAGAAAAUAACUUUAAACAAAAAAACUUAUUAAUCAUGUAUAAUAGCUAAUAAUGAAAUAAUGAAAUGAUUAUAUUAAGUAGCAAGAGCACGUAGUUUUCUAAAUAUUGAGGAACUAGACAAAUCACCUUUAGGUUUUAAUUUUUUUAUAAUACUAACCAUGAAAAGUAUUUUAAAACUAUCUCCAGUGCCAUCUUCUAUUUAAAUAAAAUAUUCCUCCUCCCCCAAAAAAUACAAUAUUGUUAAACAUUAUAAAAUUAACUCACUGAAUACUCUUUUAGAACUUAAAAACUAGGGGUUUAAAAAACAAGCAUUUAAAUAAUUUUCAUUUUUAUAAACUAUACCAAAGAGUUGACCUUCAAAGAAAAGGUAUUAAUAUUCAGUUUAAAGCCCCCUUUAAGUCUAUCAAGAAAAAAUUCAAGGUGUUUCCCCUUUUAUGCUUAAGGUACACAUUUUCUUUAACAACGUGAGAGCUUUCAGAGCAUAAAUGUCACCAAAACCGGUUUGCCUCAGUGGAUAGAGCGUCGGCCUGUGGACUGAAGGGUCCCAGGUUCGAUUCCAAUCAAGGGCAUGUACCUUGGA
This is a messenger RNA of Pipistrellus kuhlii (Kuhl's pipistrelle), 4300 nucleotides long. Its product is annotated as zinc finger protein 551. Lineage: Eukaryota; Metazoa; Chordata; Mammalia; Chiroptera; Vespertilionidae. The transcript is spliced from 3 exons. The coding region runs from base 325 to 3240 and encodes 971 amino acids. Gene Ontology annotation, biological process: negative regulation of transcription by RNA polymerase II. The record is from RefSeq and is a predicted model, not a curated record. Gene Ontology annotation, molecular function: DNA-binding transcription repressor activity, RNA polymerase II-specific; RNA polymerase II cis-regulatory region sequence-specific DNA binding. Gene Ontology annotation, cellular component: nucleus.